This is a messenger RNA of Penicillium oxalicum, 1512 nucleotides long. Its product is annotated as putative clock controled protein (Ccg-8). The transcript has 2 exons. Bases 1 to 1512 code for a protein of 503 amino acids. The record is from RefSeq and is a predicted model, not a curated record. Gene Ontology annotation, molecular function: transcription corepressor activity. Gene Ontology annotation, cellular component: nucleus; endoplasmic reticulum. Gene Ontology annotation, biological process: regulation of transcription by RNA polymerase II; phospholipid biosynthetic process; endoplasmic reticulum unfolded protein response. Lineage: Eukaryota; Fungi; Ascomycota; Eurotiomycetes; Eurotiales; Aspergillaceae.
AUGAACCCCGUCAUGGAGGCCGAGAAAACGUCCAGCCCCAUCCCCACGGAUUCACCGGCGGCCUCUUUUCCAAGUAGACUGCCCGUAGGACCAUCUCCCUCCUCCGUCGUUGCGGGUACGGCUGGUUUACCUCCACUACACCCUCCGGGUCGACAGAAUGCCUAUUCCACCAUGAUGGAUCUCGACUCAAGUAUUGCCGAGGAUCGUGCUCGGCGAGCAACCAGUGUGAUUUCGAUGGAUGAUUUGGAAGCUGCUCAGGCGCUAGAAGGGCUCCGAUCUGACUUUGGUCAAUCUCCACGGACAACACGACAGUCUAAUACGACGGUUUCGCCAGAGCCGCCGCAACCCGAGCCGCUCUUAUCGCUGCUGACCUCUUCUCAUCCGUUGAUCUCGUCGGCCAUCAACGGGUCUGUCUCGGCUUACACUACAUCCAAGUCCUAUUCCGCUCGUUUCAAAUCCGGGGCUGAGUUCAUUGAGCGCAAUAUCGGCUCGCCUGUCGCGAAUACCGUGGGAACGGUGGGUCGCAAGACCGGUGUCGAGAGUGGUCUCCGCUGGGCAUUACAGCGACGAGAAUCCGGGUCGGAAGCGAAACCCUCCAGCAAACGCCGCAAGAUGGUCGCAGGCGAAACCACUUCAGAAUCAAUUCAGGAUGGGGACACCACCGAUAGCGCAAUGACGCUAUCACGAACUCGAAGUUCAUCAGAUCUAUCCAUGGCGGAUACGCUACCUCCAUAUGAUGAGAUGCGUUCCCCUCGCUACGAGGAGAAACCGGGCCGACAGGCUCCCGGCACAUGGCAGAGUCGGUUGGUGAUUUCAACGUCGGGUCUCGGCGUCGCCAUGAGCGAGGAGUCCCUGCGUAGUCUGCAGUACUGCCUGACCUGGCUGCGAUGGGCAAACGGGCGUCUGGGACGAGCCAUUGUGGCUCUUCAGAAGGCAAUGGCAGAAUGGGAGAACGAGAAGCAGCGUGAGGGCACCGACCUCGAGGGUGGACCGCGGGCGGACAACGCGGACAGCGCCUCUCUCCUCACUCAGCGCAUGCAAGCCGUGAAGACGGAUAUUCUUUCUACCCUGAAGCAAGUGGUGGAUGUAGUAUCCAAGUAUGCCGGUGGCGCCCUGCCAGAGAAUGCCCGGCAUCUGGUCCGCCGACACUUGACGUCUUUACCCCAUCGCUUCCAGAUGGCAAGCACAUCUCAGCCGCCCCCAGAUUCACCCGAGGCAUCCUCGGAUGCGAGAGUCGGUGCGCACCGAGUGCUCGUAUUGGCUAACGAGGGCUUGGAUAUUCUCGGUCAAGUCAGCGGUGUGGUGAAUGACACUCUUGUCAGCGCUGAGCACUGGUGUGAGCGCUUGGGACGCAAGCGCCCGGAGAACAAAUCCGCCUCUGACGCGGAGAAACAGAGCCAUCUCCCCCCUACCUCCGCUGUUCAGACGGAGGGUGCGGAUAUCAAGCCCCCCAUUGUGUCCGAGCCGGUACCACGGGAGGACAUUCAAAUGACUGGAAUCGAAAGGGCGUAG